AUGAAUAUGGAAACAUUGCACAGGAUAGCCAGUGCACACUUCAAUUGGCUAUUAGCCCAGCAAUCGCAAUAUAAAAUUACUGAUCGAUAUGGUGGUUGUAUUUUAUCCGCCUUAUGGACACCAGAUACCAAUUCGGUCUAUGUCUCGACUAGGGCACGAGGCCCUUAUUGGGUGGCAAUGGCAACUGAUAAAAAAGCCGCUCCGGUUUGGCGUUCCCGGACCGAAAACUGGAAAAAGGGAGCCAAAACUGAUUUUCAUGUCGAAGACGCUACCUACCAUUGGUCCGAAGUAGUUAGGAAGAGCGCUGGCCAUCCUAUCCGGCCUCUUCCCGACGGCGGUACAGCAGCAAAAACGAAAUAUCCCGAGGGGUCUAUGAUAGCAACCUGGGGCUUUCACGGCCAAGAGGCUCAAAGUAAUCCGGCUAUAAAGAAAACCGGCCGUCCAAUCGAUCUGUGCAGCGCCAGAGAUGCGAGAGGGAUGACCUGUCAGCAGAUGGCAGACGAUCUCGGCGUAAAAUAUGAGCCAGUCACCAAUCAACCACCGGCAGAGCAAUCUAUAGACAGUAGUCCUCCCGACGGGGAGGAAAUUUCCGACGAGCCAUGCGGUAGUAACGCUGCCAGAAGAAAUAAUCGUGGCUUUCUCCGUAAAUAUAGGAAGAGAGACGCAGAAAGCGAAUGUUCUAUCAGCUACGGCAUACCUACAUCACUUGUUAUAUCCACUGUUACAGGUUUACUCUCGCCAGCAAGCUCUUACGAUAAAGGUCCGUCUACACACUCUAGUCCCGUGACGGCACCCCCGCCGCCGCCACCAAAGCCGUCAUGUGUUAUGCAAGAUAUGGACCCGGGUCUAGGAAUAACUGCUCCAGGGUGUAUCUGCGAGGGCACAACAACGCUUCCACUACUUACCCUUCCGUCAGCAUCUGUGUAUACCCAGAGCUGUGACUAUACUGCUCUACCAACCAAGACCUUGCCAAACCCCAUCAGUAUCUCGACUGGGACGUGGACUAUUGGUUGCCAAGCAUGUACUGGUGUUGGCGGGGCUGAGGUUCCCGCCGCUGCUACCUGUACUUCGGUUCCGUCUUGCACAGUUACUCCUUUAGCCCAGUCUUUCGGCGUCCUUUUAUCCAACACGUCCGUCCCCGUCGGUGAUGCGGAUGACAAAAACGGAGGCAAGGACCUCAGGCAGAACCUUUAUAGCCAGCUUCACCCUUUGUGUCCCGAUAACUCGAAUGUAUGCGACUAUACCAGGGGCGCUGAGAUCAAGAACAUGGGCACUGUGGUAUCCGGCGGAGAUGCUUAUCUGACACUCCAGGCCAAGAUCAUAGGAAGCCAAUACAAUAGUACAGACACCCGAGAACGCCUACUUGCUGCAGCCGUAGCCAGUUGGGAACGAGCCGCCUCCCAAUCCUGCCAAGAAGUCGACUAUGAAUCCGACGCGGAUCCUACAGGAUCAGGCUGCGGAAGUGGGCCAAUUCUCGACGGACGAAGUCCCUCUCCAUCAGGAGACAACAAUAAGUCUCUAGGCAAACGCAUUAUAGACGGCCCACCGCAAGAAAUGGUCUGCCACUAUAGAGGACGCCUCUGCGCAGGGCCGGAAGUCGUCACUGCUAUAAUGGGGACCUUGGAGGACCCAUACAUGAACUACAUGCAAAUCAAGUUCGAGCUCGUCUCCGACAACAAGGACUCGGCGUUUGCGGAGUUUGUAUGCGACCUAGUUAUCGACUCUAUCACGGACUUGAGCAUGGCUGUGAUGCCGGAGCUGGCGCCGGCUGAGCUUUUCGAACAACUUGAGUUGGAGUCGUUAUGUAAGUGA
Molecule: messenger RNA, 1812 nt
Organism: Daldinia vernicosa
Lineage: Eukaryota; Fungi; Ascomycota; Sordariomycetes; Xylariales; Hypoxylaceae
Exons: 3
Coding region: 1-1812 (603 amino acids)
Source: RefSeq, a predicted model, not a curated record